This is a messenger RNA of Purpureocillium takamizusanense, 249 nucleotides long. RefSeq lists its product as uncharacterized. The annotation marks the transcript as partial. Lineage: Eukaryota; Fungi; Ascomycota; Sordariomycetes; Hypocreales; Ophiocordycipitaceae. The record is from RefSeq and is a predicted model, not a curated record. The transcript has a single exon.
CCAACGGCAACCCUCCGUUACCUCAUUGUUUAGGCCCCCGACAUAUUCGACGGCUUCUCCUGUGGCCCCUUCAUCUGCCGCCGUCUGUCUGUCCUUCUCUUUCACCACACCUUUGACGCUCCUUGGGCACCCCCGGUCGAGCCGAUUUGCGAAGCGCUCCUCGGCCGGCCAUUCAAGUCAGUCUGCGACAGCCAAAAUCCAUCGAUCCGACGUCGAGACGCUGCCGCAGCAGCGCUCCUUUUUCAGCUG